AUUUUCGUUGGUCAAGUUCGAAUACUUCCCUCGUUGCAGCAUACCCAAGCUCUAAGUUGGAUACAGAAUCUAUAGAGCCAAAUCUAGGAGGCCCGCCGGAACUUUUCGCGCCGACUGGGUUACGCUUGCAUCAACAAUUGCAAAACCCAUCGAGGCAAGUGAUAGGCAUGGCGCUGAGGAACUUCGGUCCGGAUGCGCUGCUUGGAGAGUGGACGGACGAAAAGUACAAUCCAAAGCAUAAUGGCAAAAGCUUUGAGGAAUCCAUCCGAGCUGCAUUCAACAUCCCCAAAUCGGACAAUUAUGUCUAUAGAGCACAGGGCGAGACAACCCUCGCCAUCACCCAGAGAGCCAUUGAUGGCAAGCGGGUGCACGGUAUGCACGACUGGUACCAUGAUGAGAACAGGGAACUUAGCGACCCAGCACACCCAUCGCCAGACGAAAUCUCCGCGUACGCCAGCCUCUUCUCGCCCGCAGUCUCGCUUCCCAAGACCCUAAACGCGUUUAAAGCAAGCUCAAAGCCCCGCACUAUCCGCGCCCACAUCUCCAACCACCUCCAAGGCCGCUUCCACAACACUACCACUGGUCUGAUUCCUGCAAAGAAAGACCGGUUCCACAUCAAUCCCUAUCUUUCUCUCUGGACCUACUCCUGCGAUGAGCUGGAAUGGGCGGGCCCAUGGCCAAACACCGUACACACAAAAAUAGCGCACCACAUUCUCCCGGUCUUCUACCAUCAUUUUGGCUGCAUAGUGCCGACCUAUGCAGCUCUACACGUCGUUGCGAAGCUGGCACAGCCCGCAAAACCGUCAAAAGAAAAUGUAAGGCCGGUCCUGGACAUAGGCUCCGGCAACGGGUACUGGAGUUUCAUGCUCAGGAGCUUCCCCUUGUUGGAGAACAUGAAGACCCUCGACGUCCGGCCGAUCGAUAACGGGCUGUCCGAGUACCGCGUGAGCUGGGUGGCUGACACUAUCCGCGAGGACGGCAUUUCGUACCUGAAUAAUCAUGAUGGAGGGAAGGGGUGUGUGCUAUUGCUCGUCUACCCGCAGGCCACAGGCAACUUUACAGGGCCUGUUCUGAAGGCGUUCAAGGGGGAUAGUAUUGUGGUUGCAGGAACGCAAAACGGGAAUGGGUUUACGGCUUUUCGGGAUGAGGUGGUGGAUGAGUGGGUUGAGAGGGAGUUGAAGGAGUUUGAAUUGACGUUGCGUAUGCCGUUGCCGAGUUUUGCAGGGAAGGAUGAGGCGUUGUUUGUUUUUCAGAGGAAGGCGAAGUGAAGCACUAUUUGCGUAUCUCUUGGUAGUUCCGUAAAAUUACUGUCUGUUGGCGGCUACCCAGGUGGCCAUGCGGCCGCUCGGAAGCGGACUCUUAUUUAGUUGCGUUUGGCUCUUCCUGAGGUAAUGGCUUAGAAUUUAAGAUUCGAACUCUGCAUUGCUUGUCUCAGGGCAAUACAGUGCACAGUACCCCAC
Molecule: messenger RNA, 1460 nt
Organism: Paraphaeosphaeria sporulosa
Lineage: Eukaryota; Fungi; Ascomycota; Dothideomycetes; Pleosporales; Didymosphaeriaceae
Exons: 2
Coding region: 168-1268 (366 amino acids)
Source: RefSeq, a predicted model, not a curated record